UGUGUUCCAGUUCUGCGCUUCGUAGGUCCAGGAGAUGACCCGCGUUCCUGUCGGUUCUCGCAGAUGAUGGAACAGAGGCUGGAGAACGUGUUCUCUGAGGCCCAGGCCAAAGUCCUGGACGUCCACACCAGACUCUUUGUCCAGAUGCUGAGCGUGUCUCAGUCAGUGGGUUCUCCUGCUGUGUCUCUGGUCUACAUGGUGAGGAACGGGACUUCCCCUCUCAACGGCACCGCCGCCUCUAACCUCCUGGGUCAGCUGACCGCCGAGAUGGUCGGCUACUUCCUGUUCUACCCACCGCUGGUCAUUGCUGAACCGUUGGAAUACCACAACCUCAAUACCUCCAUCGCUACCAGAGACUUCUGGGUAAUCACAGUCAUCCUGGAUGUGGAUAACUCAUCUCUGGAGAGCCAGUACCAGAGCUUUGCCAGUCUCAUGGAGCAGCGCCUGGCUGAGCUGUUUGUGGUUGCUCGCCAGCAGGGCACUCGCUUCAGGAGAGCCACCACUGUGGACAGCUACACGGUCCAGAUGGUGAGUAUCCGUCGAGUGAUGGGUCAGAAGAACCCAGCAGAGAUGACCUACUACGUUCAGCUGAACGGUCGUCCGUUACCGGGCACGUCAGCCGCCAAGGUCCUGAACACGCUGGACUCUCAGACCAUGGCCCUCACACUGGGCUACUUCGUUCAUCUGCAGGCUGAACCCGUGGUGAAGAAUCCUCCAAACAAUCUGUGGAUCAUCGCAGCUGUGCUGGCCCCUAUCGCCGUGGUAACGCUCAUCAUCAUCAUCAUCACCGCCGUGCUCUGCCGGAAGAACAAGAGCGACUUUAAAGCCGACGCCAUGGGCAACCUCAACCCCCGUGUCAAGACGUCAUAUCGGAGGGAUGUUACAGGAUAUUACCACCAGCCUGUCCAGGGAUUUGACUAUGCCAAGCAGCACCUGGGCCGGGUGCAGGGUGGGGAGGGAGAGACCCUCCCCGUGACCCAGGACACCCUGGUGCUGCCCCUGCCCAUCCGGGAAGCCCACCUCUCCCUCUCCCUGGAGAAAGCCCAGCACCAGGACGGCACCGCCAACAAGAAGACCCUCAACUCGGACAUACGCAAGAGCAGGUUGCCGAGCGAGGACGGUUCCGUCAUCAGCAACGAAUCAGAGAAGCUCAACUCUGGUCGGGGCUCGGCGGCUCAGAAAGUCACAGCACAGCAGAAAUUGACAAAGGAGGAGACACGCAAGAAGAACGAUACCUACGACACCUCGUUUGGUUCCCUGCAGCUUAUUUCCAUAAAGCCCAUGACUGCUCCGCCCACCUAUUCACGCCCCGCCUCCUCUGACCGCAGCCAAGACUCAGCCAUCCUCAAUGGAAAUGGAGAGGUGAACCUAGCUCUGAAGCAGAAGUCCGACAUAGAGCACUACAGGAACAAGCUGAGGCUGAAGGCUAAGAGGAAAGGCUACUAUGACUUCCCCUCAGCGGACGGCAGCGGGUGUGGUAGCAGGGCGCUGGCACAGAGGCAGAGACACGGACAUGAGAGGGCACCUGGAGAGCAUGGCCCACCACUGGAGCCUGAUGAAGACCGGGCAUCCACCUACGUCAAGUCCAGCAGGAGACACUCUCAGGUGAGGCAGCGGACCUAUCGGAGCAGGCAGAGCCUGAACAGCCCGAGUACCGGAGGAACAGAGAUGGACCUGCUGGUUAUGAGGGAGAGACCCAGGAGAGGCAUCAGGAACAGCGGCUACGACACUGAACCGGAGCUGAUUGAGGAGACCAACGUGGAUCGUCUGAUUGGCCCGCGGGGAGGUUAUGUCUGCCCCAGAGGGGUCAAAGGUCACUCAGAGACCUCCACGUUGAGCUCCCAGCCGUCCAUCGACGAGGUACGCCAGCAGAUGCACCUGCUCUUAGAGGAGGCCUUCAGCCUGGCCUCAGGGGGACACUCCUCCACAGCCGGACGCCACCACCACUCCCAUCAUCCCCACCCCCACCACGGUUACCACCACGGCCACUACAGCCCCGGACCUCCACCUCUGCCCUACUCUGACGUGGUGACCAGUGCCCCGGGAACCAUGAGCCGUGGCCGGGGAGGAGGGCUGCAGUGGGUGCCGGCGUACGGAGCAGAGAUGUAUCAGUGCAGCCUCCCCAGACCGGCCUUUAGGUUCACCCAGCUUCCUGACAUGGUUAUGACCUCUCCUCCACCCCCUAUUCCCCCUCGCACCGGCCCCCCUCCUGGGACCUCUCUAAGACGCUCAUCGCCUGACCUGAGGUCCAAGGCCAGGAUCUCAGAGUCUGGGACCAACAUGACGGACAUGCAGACCCAGCAUAAUGACAGCAGCGCCCCCUAUGUCUCUCUCUCCAGAGCAGCACUCCCUUCAGUCCCCCUCUCCAGAGCAGCACUCCCUUCAGUCCCCCUCUCCAGAGCAGCACUCCCUUCAGUCCCCCUCUCCAGAGCAGCACUCCCUUCAGUCCCCCUCUCCAGAGCAGCACUCCCUUCAGUCCCCCUCUCCAGAGCAGCACUCCCCUCAGUCCCCCUCUCCCGAGCAGCACUCCCCUCAGUCACAGCAGAACAGCCGGUGUCCACCUACUCAGGAAACCCCAUCACAGCGGUGUACGCCAUCCCAGCCUCGCGGUCGGGUUACUCUGAGUACUUUGCCUCCACGCCCCCGUCCUCCUACCACAGCCCAUCCUGGAUGUCCUACCCCCCCGAGCCUGAGGACGUGCCCCCCCAGUGGGCUGACUCUGUGGCUCUCCCAGGGUACGUGGAGGCCUUCCCUCAUCCCCGCUACCCUCAAGGCAGCUCCCCCAGACUCCCCCUACACUACGGCCAGGCCAUGGAGCCACCCCCAACCCCGACCACCGCCGCGUCCCAGCAGAGCCUGCCCGAUGCGGGGGAGCCCAGAGACAGAGUCACACUCAGCAGUCUCUCCACAUCCGCCCUGGUCCAGGCCAUCCGCCAGGAGGUGGCAAAGCUGGCCAAGAAGCAGACAGACAUGUUUGAGUUCCAGGUAUAAUCCCUCCCUCUAGUGGCCGGGAGGUGCAAUUGCAGCACUCUCUUUUCUGAACAUGCUGUAAUACUAGAGACUAAACAAACUCUCAAACUCAACUUUUUUGACAUUUGUAUAUUAAGACUGAUAAAAGCCUCUUUCUUUCUAUUUCUCUCUCUCUCCCCCACCUCUCUCAUUGUGGGAAAAUCCCACGUUGCUCUGAUGUGUUUCAUCACCAUGCUGUUAUUUUGGAGUUACUGAAGAGUGAAAGUGUUCUCUCUCAAACUGUCAGACAUCUCUUCUUAACGAUGUCUCUAUAGUUACAUUACAUCACCUGUUCCUUUACAUUGUACAUAUGUCAUCCCCACAUCUAAAGAUCUGUAAUAAUGAAGGAUGAGUGUUUCUCAAGCCAGGACAGUAACCUUAGCAACCCACAGAGGAGUAUGUCACGACAUCAAUAGAACAAUUGAUGAGGCAGAGAGAGUCGUCACAUGUUCACGCACAAAGGUCCAACCACUUCAGAAGAUCAGAAUGAAGUGAUAACGAGCCAAGGGUUUUUGGAGGAUAUAUUGGCACGGUUGUUGUUAGGCCUGAGACGAAGUCGAGGACAGGCAGACCGUGGCACUAUAUCCUCCAAACACCGGCUUCCAGGGCAUCACUUUUAUACAAUGUGUUACCAACAUAUUCAAAUAAUGAUUGACAUAUUUUCAUUAAAAAACUGUAUUUUGAUUAAUUUAUUCAUACUAUUACAUAAUUCCACAAGAUAUAGUCCGACACAAAUCUAGCCGGCUUGUCGUUCGUUCUAUCGGUUCGGUUGCUACAGUAGAGACGCGAUACACAGUCGUUCAGUCUUUUUGUUCUGUAUUUAUGGAUGCGACCCAGUCAUUUGUUCUAAAUGUUCCGUUUCCAUACUGGCUGGCAACGUUCUUCUCCCUUUCUUUGUAGUUAGCCAACUAAGGCUAACGUACAGCUAGAAUAACAACAAUUUAGUUGCAUUUGCAUUUGUUUUAGCUGUUUUCUAGAGAUAUUUAUUUGGAUAAAUUAAAUCCAUAACAAUGAGCUAAUGAGGCUCGAUUUUUCCUGGCAGACAAAAUGUGCUCACUUGUCAGGACAGUGUUGUUCAGAGAGGCUAACCAACAACACGGCUAACAACACAAUCACUUCAAACUGAAGCUGGAAAGACUGCAAACUAGCUGCACUUCCUUUCAUUUGACCUUUUUUCAAUGUCUUUGUAUAUUUCCAUAAAAAUAAUACCAGAUGAUUCAUCAUUUUGACUUGUUGAGAAACGCUGCCUGUCUGUCUUGUCCCGACUCCCGACAUGUUCAUUACUAUGGGACAGCUGGAGAUUGAAUUUGAAUAUUGAAACAAUGUUGCAAAUGUCGGAGAGUUAGACAACAAGUUUAUACAAAUCUCAGCUGUUGAAAACUAAAUGUUAGUCUAAAAGAAAUGUGAGAUAAUGUCUAGAUGCUUUUUAUAGUGGAGAUUGAGUUUAUAAAUUGCUUGGCUGGGAUGAUGAGACAGUGGAUUGCGCAGUCAUAUGGAACAGAGUAAAUAGGCAUUUUAACAUCAUAGAUUUAGCCGGUGGUAACUUGUGGAAUAGACACCGGCUGGAAUGCAGUUUUAACCAAUCAGCAUUCAGGAUUAGACCCACCCGUUGUAUAAUGUGUAUAUAUAAGCAUGUAGAAGGAUGCCAUGUAUCUUAGCUCUUUUUAUAGAACAAGUCCAUUUCAACUAAAAGACAGACUUAUGUUUUGUUGUCGUCUCCAAUGGCCCUGAGUUCCAUCCAUUUACCUUGUUAUGUUCUUCAAUGAUAAUUGAGAACUGAGUCAGAUUCCCCUUUCCUGUGCUCAGCCAUGUCUUCUAAGUAUCAUUUCAAGCAGUUUGAAAACAACAUGAGUGGUCUGUUUUGUAACAGCGGACCACACAUAAGGUACAAUUGAAGUCAGUAGAUUUAAUGAAGGGUGUUGUUUUUCUCCAAAGAAAAGGAGGUACUGGUGUUGUAUAUGAAUGGAUAUGAAUAGUGAGUUUAGAUCUGACACCAUGUUUGGAAGGAAUGGAUAUGAAUAGUGAGUUUAGAUCUGACACCAUGUUUGGAAGGAAUGGAUAUGAAUAGUGAGUUUAGAUCUGACACCAUGUUUGGAAGGAAUGGAUAUGAAUAGUGAGUUUAGAUCUGACACCAUGUUUGGAAGGAAUGGAUAUGAAUAGUGAGUUUAGAUCUGACACCAUGUUUGGAAGGAAUGGAUAUGAAUAGUGAGUUUAGAUCUGACACCAUGUUUGGAAGGAAUGGAUAUGAAUAGUGAGUUUAGAUCUGACACCAUGUUUGGAAGGAAUGGAUAUGAAUAGUGAGUUUAGAUCUGACACCAUGUUUGGAAGGAAUGGAUAUGAAUAGUGAGUUUAGAUCUGACACCAUGUUUGGAAGGAAUGGAUAUGAAUAGUGAGUUUAGAUCUGACACCAUGUUUGGAAGGAAUGGAUAUGAAUAGUGAGUUUAGAUCUGACACCAUGUUUGGAAGGAAUGGAUAUGAAUAGUGAGUUUAGAUCUGACACCAUGUUUGGAAGGAAUGGAUAUGAAUAGUGAGUUUAGAUCUGACACCAUGUUUGGAAGGAAUGGAUAUGAAUAGUGAGUUUAGAUCUGACACCAUGUUUGGAAGGAAUGGAUAUGAAUAGUGAGUUUAGAUCUGACACCAUGUUUGGAAGGAAUGGAUAUGAAUAGUGAGUUUAGAUCUGACACCAUGUUUGGAAGGAAUGGAUAUGAAUAGUGAGUUUAGAUCUGACACCAUGUUUGGAAGGAAUGGAUAUGAAUAGUGAGUUUAGAUCUGACACCAUGUUUGGAAGGAAUGGAUAUGAAUAGUGAGUUUAGAUCUGACACCAUGUUUGGAAGGAAUGGAUAUGAAUAGUGAGUUUAGAUCUGACACCAUGUUUGGAAGGAAUGGAUAUGAAUAGUGAGUUUAGAUCUGACACCAUGUUUGGAAGAAACACACUUUUCAGAACAUAUGUGCCUCAUAAACUGUGAUUAUUGUGUCGACAAACACUUGAAUCGUAAGGAUGCCAACAACAAUUUCACUUGUUUCUUGACGAUGCCUCCAAACUGCCUUUCACAACGUGAACAUGAUCAUAAAUCCAGUACUGUAGCCCUUUUCUUGGACACGGUAAAGUUGGACUGGGUUUAACACAGCUGUAAAUGUAAUGUAUUUCUUAACAGAAAGGAGAGAGGACACUUUAAACGCUGACACAGUGUUCAGUUACAUUUCUCUUUUCUUUAGAAAUCAUAAAGAAAUCAUAAAGAAAUCAUAAAUUGGCCACAGAAUCCACUCAGCAAAUGUUACAGAAAGUAUGUAUUGCACUGUAAUGAUUCUACAUAACAGAGUGUCAUAUCUGUGUUCUACACAAUACAUUUCUACAUUCUGUAAUGUUUUGUAUUCUAGUAAUGAUCAGAUGAGAUAAAAACCAGACUGACUCUGACAUUUUAGGACUGUAGAUGUGCAUCUCUGGUUUAAUGAACAAAAUCCCCAGGAGUGAUUGGCACAAGGUCCUCUAGUAGGUAUAAUGAUAUGAUACUAUUACAUAUGGAUAGUGGCGGACUGGGACACUGUUAACUACAUAUAUAUAUAUAUAUAUAUAUAUAUAUAUAUAUAUAUAUAUAUAUAUAUAUAUAUAUAUAUUGGUUUGACCUUUGAAGACCAAGGUCCUCUGUCAGUAGUACAUUCUUUGCAUCAUAUUGUGAAGGUCUAUCCCAAUGAGUUUGAUCUCCUCCUUGAUGAUUGUACUGUAAAUGUUUAUUUUUAACGAGAACCAGCUCAAAUACACUUUAUCCUAUAGGUAUAUGUCUGUUCUGUUAACUGUUGCUAGACAGGAAGGUGAGAAGGUUAGGGCAGCUCCCAGUCCUGGAGUUUGGUCCUCUACAUGGAGUCUGGCUUUCAUUCUCUCAUUCCCAGUGAGUGAACACACCUUGUCUGAAGGUUGCUCCUAUUCUGUAUAGUAUUCAUACAGUGUCUCUUGGUAUUCUAAUGGGUGGACAUGGCAUGCAUGAGUCUACAGAUGGAACCCAAGACUGAGAUGAGCCUGGUUUGAGUAUCUUUGAUAAGAGGAACAAGUGACAGCAGGGGGAAGAGUGGAAUUGUGUUGGUCACAGUAUACCAAAGGAUGGGUGGAAGAGCAUUUCACCUCACACAUCAUAGGUGGUAUUGCAACACAACAAUACACUGUUGAAAUGAAGAGCUGUCCCAAAAAUGUAACAUAUUUUCUCCUGUUUAUCAUGACGACACAUUAUUGCAUUAUUUCAGAUGCAGGUUAUAGUUUUUCACCCUGAUUUCUUUUUUUACUGACCCCCUGUACAGUAGACUAUCUGUUUUCAGAUGCACCCUGGGAGAUUAGGUUUUCCAGCCCAUCCAGUGUGUCUGAGUGUAAAUAGGAGAGGAACAUUCUCUCUUGCUGUAACUCCUAACCAGAACUGUUGCUUUUCUGUUUCCAGCAUCUCUUUUGCUGAUGGACUGACAACACUCGUGGUUGUGGAUGGACGGUUAUGUUACCAUGUAGCUACUGUAUUGUACAAUGAAACCCUUUCUGUUUGUUCUGUAGAUGCUGAUCAGUUUUGUGUUGAAAUGAACACUUUUCACAUUUGAAUGCUGAUACAUCAGUCUGAAGAGAGAAACAGGAUGCCAGAUUAUGCGAUAUGAAUCUUUGCAGAUUAACUCAAUAAAAGGGAUGACAGAUUGGCUGUUUGAUGGGGAA
Molecule: messenger RNA, 7693 nt
Organism: Salvelinus fontinalis (brook trout)
Lineage: Eukaryota; Metazoa; Chordata; Actinopteri; Salmoniformes; Salmonidae
Product: UPF0606 protein KIAA1549L-like
Exons: 17
Source: RefSeq, a predicted model, not a curated record